UGUGCUGAGAUGAAGGCAGGGAAGCACUCUGCUGAUACGGGCUGAAUGCUGAUUUUCCCCUCUCUUCUUCUCAAGCAGUUCAGCAAAAGCUGAUGGAAUUUCAGGCAUGGAAACCAAGUUCACUUUCUCCUGGGGAAGUAGAGAGGGGCCUUUGAUUUGAGGGAUAAGGGGAGGAGGGCAGAGGGUGCGCUAUGGGACUGGGCCUCCUCUUCCUCGCCGUGCUGGCCAUGCUGGUCUCCUGUGAGGACCCAGAAGGUAACAGGGUGGUUGGGGAAGAGGGGUUUACAGGCUGCCCAACACUGCUGGCACCUGGCUGGACUGGUCUUCUGCAGCAGCAAGCAGGACCUGUUAUGCCCCUGUGGUGAGCACAGGGGAAGUGGGAGCUGGUUUGCACAAGAGCUGAGUGCUGGUAGAGGAUGCACUCCUUACCACAGCAGGGUGUGAGCUGGGAUGAGCCUUUGCUGGGCUAGUACCACCUCUCUGCAGGUCUCUGAAGACUGGGGAGCUGGCAGAAAGGGUGGUCCCUGGCCUCAACCCUGCUCUGCCUUGCUCCCUAUGGCACCAGGACACCUGGACACUUACUGGUCUGGCACAGCACCCAUCUGUUUGGGAGGCUGCAAGGGAAAGCACAAGGAGCUGAAGAGGAGCCAGUGUGGGAAUGGCAGCUGCUGCUGGCUGGGAUACAAGUCCUUCUGCAGAGUGAACUGCGGGCGACCCGAAGCGGAUUUCCACUCGGUGGUGUACGGCAAUGACUGGUGGGUCGGCUCCGUGGUGCGGUACAGCUGCAGACCUGGGUUCCUGCUGCUGGGGGACCCAGCCAGUGCCUGCCAGUCCGAUGGCCACUGGACUCCCAAGCCCACCUGCCUCCGGAUCUGCCUGCGAGGUCGCAUUGAGAUCAGUGAGAGGGACAUCACUGGGAGAUGCUCUUCAUCUUGCAGCACCCAGGCCCACCUGGGAGCCUUCCUCAAACGCGGCUGCAUCAAGAUCUCGGGCUGUGUCACAAAGCACUCGGGCUGGGCCCGCUGGUUCCUGCGCUGCGAUGUCUGCGAGUGUGACUGCUAUGUCCCGUGUGGUGAGUCCUGACAGCCGCUGCUCACCUUUGCUUCCUCUGGAUAGAGUUGGGCCACCCAGGGCUGGCCCCACGCCGAGGGAGGCUUCAACCCUGGAUAUCUGCUUCCCUUCAUCAAUGUCUCCGUUGCUGUUCUCCUUCCCUAAGCUCCAUCCAUUCCAAGGCUGUCAUCUAAGAGGAGAGGAGAUGUUCUGGACUCACUGCCUUGUAGGGCUGCCUUCCUGCCUGGCCCCGUCCCAUGACUCUCCAUUGGCAGGGGAUGCUCUAUGAGCAGCAGACACUGAGAAGCUGCAUGCGUUUCCUGCAGCUGGGCUUGGGAAUGGUGCUGUCUUGGCUCCCAUUUGCCUGACUAUUUCCUAGAGAAGGUUCAUGUCCCCUUUGGGAGGGAGAGAGCACAUGUGCCUGCUCACUAUCUCCAUGCCAUGGGCAGAGCUCUCAGGCCAGAGCAGUCUGCCCAAUGCUGCACCACCCAUUGCUGAAGAAUCAGGUGUUAUAGUGGGACAAACU
Neopsephotus bourkii (Bourke's parrot) is the source of this 1576-nucleotide messenger RNA. RefSeq names its product complement receptor type 1-like. The transcript has 5 exons. NCBI's taxonomy places the organism in Eukaryota, Metazoa, Chordata, Aves, Psittaciformes, Psittacidae. The record is from RefSeq and is a predicted model, not a curated record. Bases 451 to 1083 code for a protein of 210 amino acids.